AUGGCUGGAUGGACCCGCGCUCCGUUUCGACGAAAGCAAAGUGAGGAAAGAGCAGGCAAUGAGAUCUCAGGGCACAGCCAAGCGAGUCACCGUCUACCGACAACGAUCGAGCUAGAGGAACGCGUCACAAGCCAGGUCCAAGAGGGACGGGCGGAGGCGCGACCAGGGAGGCCGCGAAAUGCCACUGAAAGCCCCACAACUGGUAUCGAUACAAGCCACAUCGAGCGACUGCAGCAUUGGUGGUCUCACAACGUCCGCUUGAACCUCGAGCAUGGCGCGCCGGGGGGUGACCCCCGCGACUACCUCGCUCUCGAAAGGACGUUUCUGGGCUGGUUCAGGACAUCCGUUGCUCUCAUCUCGCUUGGCGUAGUCGUUACACAAUUGUUCGUCCUGAAGGACGUCCACCCUAGGAAAGAUCCCUGGCCAAGUGUCUGA
Messenger RNA from Letharia columbiana, 435 nucleotides. RefSeq lists its product as uncharacterized. Lineage: Eukaryota; Fungi; Ascomycota; Lecanoromycetes; Lecanorales; Parmeliaceae. Bases 1 to 435 code for a protein of 144 amino acids. The record is from RefSeq and is a predicted model, not a curated record. The transcript has 2 exons.